UUGUUUUGUUUUGAGCAAAGCUUUUUACUCACGCGCUUGUUUUGUGAAAGCGGAAAUUCGGACUAUCGGUCUGUGCGUGCUGCAUGUAAACAUUGCUGGCUCCCCUUUCGACGAUUUCCACCCGAAAUGGUUCUGGGACAUGUACUCGCGGCAACGGGUGCCUUCGGUAUCGUCGCCCUCAUCACCAUCGGCAUACUCGCGUUCGUCAAUCAGCAGCGCCUCGAGGAUCCGUACAGCCAAUCGUCCCGUCGUAAUCGUCGCUACGAGUGGAAUGGAUACGAUCCGAUGGACGACAGCGUACCUUGCUCAAUCUGUCAGGACCGGAUCAGAGACGCGGAAAAGUUCACACUCGCGUGCAAGCAUUCCUUCCACACCUCCUGCAUCGCAAAAUGGUUGCAGACGAAGAACGAAUGCCCGAACUGUCGGAAGGCCAUUUAAUACCUUAUGUUUCCAACGCUCAGCCUCCUGUAGUUCGAUUGUUCUUUGCCCUUUUGUCAUAUCAUUUCCCAACUGAGUGCUUUACUAACAUAAGAAGUUUGAUACUCUAAAUUAGGUCUUAAGGAAAUAAUUGGAGAAGGCAGAAUUGAAACUCCAGUACCAUGGUCGCCCUGCGAGGCGCUGGGUAUCGAACGUGAUAUAAAAAGCAAACGAUAUGUCGUAGAAACAAAUGCAACAUACUGCAAAGCUUCGAAACUAUAUGCUUUCGUCCUGGCGAAUCUGAACCAUCCGCGUGUCGUAAGCAGAGUACGAUGAAAGUGCUCCGUUGGGAAGCGCGACUUAUAGAUAUUGACUUCCGUUUGUCUCGCAAUAAAGAACCUUUGAAGGUGUUGCUUAGCGUUAGAUAACAACCUAGAACCCUAGUGUGAGCGAAUUGGGGAAAGUGCUGUUGCAAUUUCAUUCCAGUUCUAGAUGCUUUGACAAAUACUGUAGUUAGGAAUUGAUCAUAGUAUGUAACUAAUAAAGAAUGCGUCACAAGCGUUUUUUUACU
This is a messenger RNA of Anopheles cruzii, 988 nucleotides long. RefSeq lists its product as uncharacterized. Bases 127 to 438 code for a protein of 103 amino acids. The record is from RefSeq and is a predicted model, not a curated record. The transcript has 2 exons. Gene Ontology annotation, molecular function: ubiquitin protein ligase activity. NCBI's taxonomy places the organism in Eukaryota, Metazoa, Arthropoda, Insecta, Diptera, Culicidae.